AUGAGCGUCGCCCCGGCAGAGCCACGCCCCUCCCUCAGCUCCAACCACUCAGAAAGCGACAAACGGCCAACCACUCUACGUAGCACGUCGGAGCCCGCCUUCUCCCUCUCUUUCUAGGAGACGUAACCACGGUGCGCUCCGGGUCUCCUCCUCCCGUCCGGAGAGGACGUUUCUCCGCGCAUGCGCAGAGAGGCAGCCUCGCCUCAACCUCCUGGCGCACGCGCGGCCGCUGCUUGACGCGUGCGCAGCUCCGGCCUUUUUUAUAUAUAUAUAUUAAUUUUUUGAGGGGGGGGAAAAAGCUCCGCCAUUUUGCCGGGCUCCUUUCUGAAGGGGAAUUUGAAGCGAGGAAGGCUCCGAGCGGCUGAAGUGAGAGAGUCGUCGCCGUCGUCGUCCUCCCGAGAGAGAGACGACGGGAGGUUGGAGGAGGAGGGGAAGCUGAGGGGGGAACCAACCACCGCCACCAUCUUUGCGUUUGGGGCGCCUGACGGGGGAGGCCGGGCUAAGCCUGAGCGGAGCCUCCCGCCGCCUCCGCUGGCCCCGCCGGAGCCGCAGACAGAGCAGAGCGAGCCCCGCCCCCGACGGUGAGUGAGGAGACCGUUGGGUCGUGUAGGCCGCGCGCGGAGGGGGCGGGGCCUCGAGGACCGUUGGCGCCUUCCAGCAGGCCGCGCCGGGUGGGGGGGGGAGAGGGAGGCAUUCGCCCCGGCCGCGCACGUGACCGGUUCAUAAGCCUGGCGAGCAGCGGGGGAAUGCCCGGAUGCAACGGGGUUCUGUGGUGGGCGGGGCGACUCCAGUGCAUUCCCAUGCGUUCCCUUCUCUCCAGAAUGAAUGAAUGAAUGGGUCUCCUGUAAAAUCAGUGGUUUUUUUCCGGGGGGGGGGAAGAGGUGGGGGAAGUUACCGCGAAGUUUAUUGCGGGCCCAGUCGCAGUACCGACACACACACACCCCAGCAGUGGCUAAAUGUUAAGUUGUGAUUAAUCAGCUCAAGCAGACAAGGAUCUGAAUUAGAAAUGGCCACGAAUUUAUUGAUUACAGAUAUAGGUGGAUUUUUGGCUCAGGCAUUGGGUGUAUCUCCAUAUCAGCCCCGUCAGACCAAAAAAAAAAAUGAUUUAUUUUUUUAAAGGUCAGGAAACUCAGUUGCCCUCAGUUCCUGCUUAAAAAAGAAAAAAAAAACCUGUAUAAAAUCACUUUUGAUGUUGGCUCUACUCUGCCCUCCUUUAUUAUUUAUUACAUUUAUAUCCCACUUUUUCGCCAAGGUGGUGAACUUGGUUGUCCACCCCACCCCCAUUUGGUCUUUCAAUGACCCUGUGAGGUAGGUUGGGCUGAGAGACAGUGAUUGGCCUAAGCUUCAUGGCUGAGCAGGGACUAGAACUCUGAGCCAGAUUUGAUGAAGUGAACGUGAGUGAGGGCCAACCAAAGCUGUUGAGCUUCUUUUAGGAUUGAAGUUCUUGAGCUUUUUUUUGGAUUUUACCCCGGGACAUAUACUGCCAUGGGGGCCGGAUUAAAUCGACUGGCGGGCCAGAUUAGGCCCCUGAAACACCAAUGAAUGCAGCACAGUGUAGACUCCUCCUGUAGCACAGUAAUGCUCCUUCUGGGAAAUGAAUUUGACUGGCCAACUAAACUAGGCGAGGGUCAACGAUAGGUCUCAAACCCUCAGUGAGUUAGGAACUUACCCUGCAUGUGAAGACAGGCUCAGGUAGCUGUUGAUAGCCUUCUCCUCCAUAAUUGUAUUGAGGAAUCUUGUUUGGCUCUUUUAAAAAGAGGGGGAAAGUUCCCUGAGACUGACUGUGAGGCAGAUGCUUUUGCUACUAGCAAGAGGACCAAUGAGCUCCCUGCUUCCCAGAACAUAAGAGCCCGAUGGAUCAGGCCAAAGACCCAUGUAGUCCUUCCACUUGUUCUCAUAGUGGCCAACCAGAUAGCAAAAAGCAGGGCCCGAGUGUAAGAGUGCUUUCCCCUCCUACCAGUUCCCAGGGCUGGUAUUCAGAAGCAUUACUGCCUCUGAUCAUGAAAGCAGAAAUUAGCCAUCAUGGCUCGUAUCCAUCCAUAGCCUUUAUCCCCCAGGAAUUUCUCCAAUCCUCCUUUAAAGCCAGCCAAGUUAGUGGCCGUAACUGCCUCUUGUGGGUGAAUUUCAACAUUUAGCUGUGAGCUGUGUGAAGAAGCUCUUCCUUUAGCAACAGUUAAUGUUUUUUUCUUUUUUCUGAACUGGCCCUGUCUUCUUCUUUUGCAGAUUCUGGGGACCUGAGAUGGCCGCGCAGUCAGCGCCGAAAGUCGUGCUUAAGAGCACCACCAAGAUGUCCCUCAACGAGCGGUGAGGAGCCCAACGGCCAACUUCAGCUCAUAAGAUUUUUUUAAAAUUUUUAUUUUUGCUUAGUUAUCACUGUGUUCGAUAUCCAGAGCCAACAUGGUCCUUGCCCUGCUUUUAACCUACCCAGAUGCAGAGAAGCAGGGGGCAGCUUUGCGUCUGCCUUAAAUCCGACAGCAAGCGAUGGUACACAAGGUUAAAAGGGCCAAAAUUGUCUGUCUGAUGAUAAAGCUGAAAACGGUAAUCUGGUGGGAUGUGUUCUAAGGAAAACCUCGCACCCUCCUUUUUUUCUUCCACAUGUGUUCACAUUAUAUAGGUGACCCCUGCAGUGCGGUAGCAUGUGACCUAAGCUGCAGGAGGCUUUGCUGCGGUGUCCAAGGCGGACACACAUCCUUGUGUGGUCUGGCCUGUAAGAGGCAGGCAGCUGGCCGCUCUGAUCAGCCCGAAGGCUCCUUGGCCACAGUCCUUGGACCUUGUAAGAGGCAAGUGCUCCGCUCCAUUCAUCAUCUGCUUCCUUUGCCCUCUGCAUGCCCUCUCUUCUCCUUCCUUUUUCUCCUCUCCUCUCCAGUGCAUUCCUAUAUGUAAAAUUUCCAACUAAUAGGUGGUGCUUACAUUGUGUGGCCCUUGUGUACUCUGUCUCUGUUAAGAGGGUUGGUAAUCUUAAAACCUGGUCAUCUCUCUGGGAAACGCACAGCUGGUUUCAAUGGCAGGCCAGGAGAAGAGGGAUCCAGUGUACAGAGGUAUGGCAGGCUUGGAUUAUCUGAGAAACUCAUUGAGCUGCUCUGUUGGGGUGGUUCCAGUACUAGUUGUACUUUGAAUUGGUCCCUUGAAACAGUUGGGCAUCUACAUCCAUUCUGUCCAUUAAUUUCAGUAGGUCUGCUCUGAGGAGACCAUACAACUCACAGUCAGCUGCUCUUUGAUCAGGGAUGGGGAACCUGUCACUCUCCAGGUAUUGCUGGACUUCCAGUUCUCCAUCCACCCCAGCCAGCCUGCUCAGUGGACAAGGAGUUUUAGUCAAACAACGCCAGGAAGACCAUGGGUUCUGCCCACCUUUGGUAUAAAUGCAUGACAUUACAAUUGCAAACAAAAUUCUUUCUAGCCUUACAUAAUGUCUAUUCUGUUAGAGAAUAAAUUGUGCCUUUUUACAGCCAUGUUGCUGAAUAACAUAUCUCCUGUUCUUGGAUUGGCAUUUCAUUUGUGUCUAAAGUUUUCAUCAGGUGUUCUUUGAGGGUGUAGGGAUAGUCCUUUUGCAAUCUGCAGAAUACUAUUUAAUAAACAGUGCAGUACUACAUAAGCUUAUUUGGAAUUAAGUCCCACUUUGCUCAAUCAAGUGCACUUCCAAGUAAAUCUUCAUAGCAUUAUUGGAUAGGAAUACACACACACAGGCAAUAGGGUUUGCAGCCUUUCUGAACAAUCGGGGGAGCCUGCUAGCUAUGCUGUAGACCAGGAGUGGGAAACAUGCCUUUCGGCAUUCAGAAAAUGAAUUCUAAGUUUCCAUUUGAAUUUUUUUGGAUUUCUUGCCCCUUCUCAAAAUUGUAGGUGUGUGAGUUUUGUUAAACCCUGGGAGUCAUGGAUCCUAGUACCCUCCAGAUGUUGCUGGACUACAACUCCCAUCAUCCCCGGCUGUUGGCCAUGCUUGCUGGAGCUGAUGGAACUUGGAGUCAGUAACAUCUGGAGGGCCGGUGGUUCCCCACACCUGCUGUAGACUCUAUUCCAGAGUUUUCCAAACUCUGUGUCACAAUACGUUAGUGUGUCAGCUGCAGUGUGUAGUUGUGUUGCACGAACGCUCCCUGUGCUCCUCCUGGCAAUGGAAAGGGUUAGUUUAACCUCCAGUUUGAUAGUAAAACUGAAUUGCUGUGUUGCAAAAUGAUGCGUGUCCAAAAAGCAUGUCACCAACUUGAAAAGUUUGGAAAGCUCUGCUCUAUUCCAUAGCAACAGGUUUGCACUUGUGGCCAUCUUUCUCCUUCAAUUGGGGAACCAGUGGUCAGGCCACACCACACUGUAGGGGGCUUCCUAUAUGUUAGUGGCGUGCGCUCAAAUUUUUGAUUUAUUGGAAGGCUUCACCAACGAGAUUGGACUCCACCGUCAGGGGGUAGCUGCUUCCCAUCGUAUUUUGAAGGUUGUAUUAGUACUAUUUGAUAUUGAGCCCUUGCUAACUUGGCAGGGUGAGUGGCAUCAUAGACGUGGAAAGGGGCUAGGUCCUUGCCCAGAGAAAAUCCGUUUGAUUUCAUUCAGCCACUCAAUUUGUAUGCUGCUUUUCCAGAAAAUAAAUCAUGCUCAGAGCGGCUUAUAACAAAGAAAACGGGAACACAUUGCAAACGAAUGCUACAAAGACUAUUUUUACAAUAACUUAGCAAACAUUAACAAUUACAAUAGCAUAGCAAAACCCCACAUUUCAAUACUAAAAAACAUCACAAUAUUACUUAAACAGCAUCCAGAAAACCAAAAGCAAAAAUGACAAAGGAGCUUCAUAGUUUCGCCUUAGUCCGAGAAAUACCCCUCCCGUAAUGUGAUUGAUUUAUGACUCAUUUUUAACAGUUGCUCACCAGUGUGCCCUUGUCCUGUCUGCAUUUGACCUUGUGGCUCUGGGCCUAGAUUGGGCAGCAGGCUCCAAUUGCUUGCUCUGUCCCUGCACCUGCCAGGGCAUGGAGUUUUUGGUGGGGAGGGGGGUCUCCAUGUGGGGAAAACCUGUUGCCCUUCCAGCUGCAGUUGGGCUCCUGACUUCCACCAGCCCCAGCCAGCAUGGCCAGUUAUUUGCUGAAGGAACCAUUUCUGGAGCCAGGUCCAAACUUUACUUCGAAAGCACAUCCUGUGUGCUGUUUGAGAUCCUUACUCAUAGGGUUUGAAUGCCCCCGGAAUGAGCAGAGAACGCUUCCUGCCAACGACUGGUUUCUUUCCAGCUGGCAGCCCUUUGUGUCUCCUGGUUUAGGGUGCUGCUCAGGCCCAUAAAGGGAGAGCUGAAAAACCUUGUUUGUGAGCAGCAGCCGCCUUUCAGAAUCUGGAUCCAACCCUCGUUUGGACUGGGUGCAAAUCUAGCAGUAUGCUAGUGGCAUAAAGCCGAUUGGCAGUUUGUGUGUUCCCUUAUGUGUCCAAAAGAUGGAAACUGCCAUAAGAAUUGGAACGGCAUUUUUGCCAUAGUAUUAGAAACCCCUGGGAUUGUAGUUAUGGGGGGGACACGUCCCAUUUCGUAGCUCCCUCAUAAAUAAGCUAACGAAAGUGACUAGCUUGCUAAGAAACUAGUAGUUCUCACCUCUCAGCCCCCCAUCCUUCCGGCACAUGCCCUGCCUAAAAGUACUCACUGUAUGUGGCUGCCAGGAGAAUUAUUAAAUAUAGGGCUGGUUCUUUAAUUUUGCUACCUUUGAAGCAUUGUAUAAUAAUAAUUAUUUAUUAUAUCAGUCAUUUUAUAUAGCAAGUAUCAGAGCAGCUUGACAAGGUGAAAUACAACUUAUAAAAGCAAUGUAAAUCCCUAGGAGUGAGGGGGAUUCUGAAACCAUGAACCAUACCAAAAUAUAGCAACAUAUAAAUAAGGACCAAGGCCUGCCUGCCCUGCUUAAAGCUGAGCACUGCCACAGACGGCAACAUUAAUUAAUCAAAGGCCUGGUUGAGUUAAAAAGUAUUGGCCUGAUGCCUAAAGAUUGGCAAGGUUGGCAUCAGGCAUGUCUUCCUGGGACCUCCAGGUGGCAGCAUGGGACCACUAGAAAAGGCGUGUUCUUGUGUGAUCACCCUCCGCACCUCCCUCAGGUGGAGCACUCAAUGAGAAGGGCUUUAGAUGAAGACCGCAGGGUCUGGGCUGGUUCCUAUGGGGCGAAGAGGUCCGUUGCAGCUUCAAGAUGACCUAGUGGUUCAAAGCAGCUUGAUUUGGCAAUUCCUCUCUUAGCCUCCCUUUGCUGGCCAAUUGAGUCAGUCCAUUUGCAACCAGCACUGCUUUCCCUUCACCUUUCUCUCCAUCUUGCUUAACUGCUUUGUGUGCUUUUUCCAUCUUUGCUUCUUCAUUUUGAGAUCACAUGAAAUUUGAUUUUUUUAUUUAAAAAAAUCACUUCUGUUUUAAAUAUACUGCACUAAUCCAUACCCUUUUGAAUGUCCUGUCCUUGCACGUCUUCUGGAAAACGAGGAAAAGUCUGUAGCUCAUUAACCUGCGAUAAAUUAAAAUGUGUACCACGUUGUUGGCGUUAAAAAAAAAAAAUUGUGGGCCGCGGCCGCCCACUCUUAAGGGCCAUGAAAUGCCAGUUGAGAUGCUUUUGUAAUGACAAGCUUUUGUUUAAACACCCGUUUUGUUCGACCUUGAAGCUUUACUAAUAUGCUGAAGAACAAACAGCCGAUCCCCGUGAACAUUCGAGCCACCAUGCAGCAGCAACAGCUAGCCAGUGCCCGGAACAGGAGGCUGGCCCAGCAGAUGGAGAACAGACCUUCUGUGCAGGCUGCGUUAAAGCUCAAGCAGGUGAGAGAGGCGCAGGAGAGCCAGCAAUGGAGCCUUGGCAGCCGGGGGCUUCAUUUGGGUGGGAAGCACAGGUGUGAUAGAUGGAUGCCAGCUUCUGGAAACCACAGGGUCCUGCUUGCAGGUUUCCCACAGCGUGGUCCUCUUGUGAGAUUAGGAUUCUGGGCUAGAUGGGCCAUUGGCCUGACCCAGCAAGGCUCUCCUUAUGCAAAUCUUUGGUCGAUGUUCCUGCUGGUGGGCCACGUCCCACGACACCUCCUGCUGCCUUCUAGGAAAUAAUCCUUUGUCCAGGUGGUCUGAUCCACCAGGGCUCUUAAGGAAGGACUGCAUAGCAAUCACCAUAUGGCUUCACUCAGGGGUUGCUAACCUGGUGCCCUCCACCUGUUUCGGGUGGCCACUUGCAUCAGUCCCAGCUCAGUCAGUGAUGGAGGGUGUGUGGUGGGAGCUGUUGUUCACGACAGAUCUGGAAGGCACCACAUAGACGUACCCAUUAUUUGUUUACUUCUAGUAUUCAUUGUGUGAAAAAUAACAAAAAAGAAACCGCAAACACAACCACACAAAAGGCAAGAACGAUUGCAUGCCAUCCCAGAAACAGAAAAUGGCCGCCUAUGUCAUUGUGCUGCGUAAGGUUAAAGCAACGUGGGUUGAUCUCAGGGACUUGGCUACAGCAGAGGAGGUUCCCUUGCACCUCGCUGUGGUAGGCCCCAAAAGAUUACAGGCUUGUGACCGAAAUCCCAUUCUGGGAGAGUUUGCCCUUCUGAGUUUGGGCCUCAGAGGACCAGGGUGGUGGUGCAGCUUUGCUGGUUUUGAUCAUGCAAUCAUUUCCCCCCCUGUGUAGCUUUAGUCUCCAUCUACAUUUGGGCCCCAGGGUGGCGCAGGCAGCCGUGACACGUGUGUAGCAGGUGCGGCUCCAUUGGACGACUUGUGUGAAAUGACCCUUUUCAAAUGAGAACAUAUGGCAGGAGCUAAAAUGCAGUAGAGUCCUGAACGGGUGCUGCUCCCUGAAAGAGGCAUGGUCAUCCCCUACUUGCAAAAGGUGGCUCUGAUUUAUCUCAGGGUGCAUCUGCGGUCCCCUCCUUUCCCUUUGUCUGAUCUUGUUAGGAUGUAAAGGUAAAGGGGCCCCUGACCGUUAGGUCCAGUCGCAGACGACUCUGGGGUUGCGGUGCUCAUCUCGCUUCAUUGGCCAAGGGAGCCGGCGUACAGCUUCCGGGUCAUGUGGCCAGCAUGACUAAGCCGCUUCUGGUGAACCAGAGCAGCGCACGGAAACGCCGUUUACCUUCCCGCCGAAGCAGUACUUAUUUACCAUAUUUUUCGGCCCAUAGGGCGCACCUAGUUUUUGGGGGGGGAAAUAAAAAUUAUUUCCCCCCCCCCCCAGGUGCGGGGCUGGGGCGGGGGAAGCCCGAGCUUCCCCAGCCCCCAGAACAGGCUGCUGUCCGCUAGCCGUGGGAGAGCUGCGCGACUUCGCGCAGCUCUCCCACGGCCAGCAGAGAGCUGCGCAAAGCCCGAAGCUUGGGGCGUGCUGAGCUCAGCGCGCCCCAAGCUUCUGGGUGCAGAGAGCUGCGCUAAGCCCGAAGCCUGGGGGGGCGCUGAGCUCAGCGGGCCCCCAGGUUUCGGGUGCAGGCACCUCUCCCCAAGCCAUGGGAGAGCUGCGCGACUUUGCGCAGCCCUCCCCCGGCUUGCGGAUAGCUUCCUGAAGCCUGGAGAGCGAGAGGGGUCGGUGUGCACCGACCCCUCUCGCUCUCCAGGCUUCAGCGAAAGCCUGCAUUCGCCCCAUAGGACGCACACACAUUUCCCCUUCAUUUUUGGAGGGGGGAAAGUGCGUCCUAUAGGGCGAAAAAUACGGUAUCUACUUGCACUUUGAUGUGCUUUCGAACAGCUAGGUUGGCAGGAGCAGGGACCCAGCAACGGGAUCUCACCCCACGCAGGGAUUUGAACAGCUGGCCUUCUGAUUGGAAAGCCCUAGGCUCUGGUUUAGACCACAGCGCCACCCGUGUCCCUGUGAGGAUGUACCUUGGUAUGAUUUCAUGAGCUACCAGGUGACUUGUGAGAGCUGGAGAACCAUGUUUAACAUUUCAUAUAUUUACCGCCACUCACAUAAUAAUCCAUUAUACACUGGUCUGCUGAUGUGAUAAACCAUUGCAUAGGUUUUAUGUAAUGGUAUUUAAAAUAAAAAUGCAGCGCAUCUCUCAAAAUGUUCUGGGCACAUCUUCAUUCCCUCCUCAAACCAAACCAUGUUGCUUCACCCUUUUUCUUCCCCAGACCUUUCCUGCAUUGAACCAAGAGCCGUGGUGAUCACAUGUGACCCUCUCUCUCUCUUUCCCCCCCAUUACUCCCAUCUCAAGCAGCUUGCGCCCGCCCUUCCGUGCCCGCUGCUCGCUGCUUGUUUCUGUGCGACGUUUUCCUGUCUAACACUCUCUUCUUCCAGAAGAGCCUGAAGCAACGCCUGGGGAAGAGCAACAUCCAGGCGCGUUUAGGCCGGCCGGCGGGACCCCUGGCCCGGGGUGCAUUAGGGAGCCGAGGCUUGCCCAUGGGUCAGAGAGGCUUGCCCCGAGGAGCCAUGCGCGGCGGGCGUGGCACCAGAGCGUUGCUACGGGGAGGAAUUCCCCUCCGAGGUUAGUGUGUCAGUGAAUUAGUUCACUUAGGACUGGGGGGGGCGGCUCCGUUUUCUGUCUGGAGGCAGCAAUCCUUUCUGGGUACCCUUCCAAGAAGGGCCACGUGCCAGUGUUGGGCAGGGCAAGGAGGAACAAUGGGUGGAAAAGUUAAGGCCAAUUUUACCUUUGUACUGUAGGCUACUUUCUGCACAUACACACGCGUGCCCUUCUCCAUCUUCCACCCAGAGAGGCAUGGUCAGAGUUCAAAGGCACGUCCCAGCCAGGCAAAAACACUCAAGGAGAGGGUGUGAAGCAGGGCCCAGGGGCCUGGGAGCAGGGGUGGGGCCUGGGAGAGUUCUGAGGGCCAGAUAGGGAGACCUUGAGGGCCACAUUCAACUCAGCCCUCAGGUCUGAGGCUCCCCAAACUUUACUUGCCAAAUAUCACUUGACACCCCCCCAAAGAUAUAUCUGAUGAACAAUAAUACUAUGGGGGGGGCAGAACUGAUGUCCAUUCUUCACACAGCCUGUUUGCUGUGUGCUCUGCUCCCCCAGUUUGGGGGCUCAGUACAUAAACUUUGACAUAGUCCACAUGUUAAUCUACAUGAGUCUGAUUGCAUGGCGUGACUUCAGUGGAUUUAGUAUACUUGGUGCAAACUUGAGAGGGGGUGGGAGAGCAAGGAGUUGAGGAAAGAGAAACUUGGGAGCCUGCCCCCAACAGAUGAAACAGUUUUCCGGUGCCAGAUUUAGGACAUACUACCAAGGGGGCUAAUAAUUAUUAUUACUAUUAUUAUUAUUAUUAUUUAUUAUUUAAAAACAUGUAUUUACUAAGAUCCAUAAAAAUGCAACUGUACCAAAAGGAAGUAUUACUAAAAUAAGAUAUUUGGGGUGUGUGGAUUUUUGUCCUUGUUCAGGGCACCAUAUUACCAAAGACUCAGCCGCCUUUAGCAGAGCUCUGCUUCUCUUCAGCUAAGUUUGCUAUCCUGGAGUAAGCUCUGCUUGUUUUGUUUUGUUUUAAGUCCCUAGCUUCUGUAACUGCAGAGAGAAGCCUGGAAAAUGGAAAACGAGGCUGGUAGGCUUUGAAGCCCAUAGGUAAUGGGUGGUGAACUUUCAGCUGUGACUCCCAUCAUCCCUGACUGUGGCCAUGCCAGCUGCUGGGACAUGGGAGUCCAACAACAACUGUAAGGCUACAAAGCCUCCCCACAUUUGCCAUAGCGCAUUUUGGCAUAACAGUUACCUGGGCUGUUGCAACUUUUUUUGAAAUAGGAAGCCGACAACCAGUGAAGGGGCUAGGAUCCAAAAGAGAAUUCUCAAGCAAAAUGUGCUUUGGAGACACCAUUAUUAUUAAGCCACUGUAGAAUUUGAAAGUAGACCUGUAGUGCAGAAAUAUCCUGAGUUUGCUGGCAAGACCUUUUCUUCAAAAGCUCAACUGACGGUUGACUGUCUCUUUUCUCUCUUUCUCUCUCUCUUCCCCUUUAAAGGACAGGGUUUACUUCGGGGAGGACGCGGCAUAGCUGCUCGAAUGGGCCUGAGAAGAGGAGGCCUUAGAGGACGGGGUGGGCUUGGCAGAGGAGGGCUUGGCAGAGGAGCCAUGGGCCGAGGUGGCAUUGGCGGCAGAGGUGAGCACAACUAACUUGGGAUGUUACACUCACUUUCAUUUUAUUCCUGCAGCCUCGUACCUGGCAUUGCAGAGAAAUUCUAAGAAGCGAAAACAUCAGUCCCGUACUGAAAAGGUUUAGUCUGCCAUCUCGAUUCAGAAUGGCUUCCAGCUGUUUCCAAACUUUAGACGAACACCUGCUCCGUCACCUCAGGAACCGGCAUGCCAAAUUUGGUGGCGGUAUCUUUAAGAGGCAUCUAAAUGCUGAGCGAAGGAACAAACAGCUUUCCAAAAAAUAUACAGUAGAUUUACUGCAUGUGUGAAAACCACAGCACAGGAGAGGUCAGUUAUAUUCGUUUGCCGCUUUUUACACCAAAGUAUUUCGAAGCGACUUGAAAUGAAUAAGCAGGAAUAGCAAAAAACGUUAAAACCAAACACAGGAAAAACAUUGAAACCCAAGAGAGCUCUGUGGGAUAGACAAACAUUAUUAUUCAACAUAAGGCAGCUUUCUAUGAGGACUAGAAUAGGCCAUUUAAUCGGGAAAACUAAGAUCUGGGAUCUUGCUUUAACUUUAGGAGACAAGCCAUAACUCAAUGAUAGAACAUCAGCUGUGAAUGCAAAAGAGCUACAGUUCAGUCACUGAUAUCCAGGAAGGGCUGAGAAUAUCCCCUUCCUCAAACAUUGGAGAGCCCCUGCCAAUCAAUAUAGACCGGGGUUUCCCAAACUUGGGUCUUUCAGCUGUUUCCCAUCAUCCCUAGCUAGAAGAACAAGUAGUCAGGGAUGAUAGGAACUGUAGUCCAAAAACAGCUGGAGACCCAAGUUUGGGGAACCCUGAUCUAGGCAAUACUGAGUUAACUAGAUGGACCGAUAGCCUGGUGCAGUCGAAGGAAGCUUUCUGUGUCUACUCCGAUUGACAGCAGCCCUCUGAUCGCAUUUUAGCCAUCUUUUGCACUGGGGAGGCUAUGGGGCGGGAGCGGGGGGCGGUUUGAACUUCAUCCUAGAAGAGGAGGCAGCUGAGCUCCAGUGGUGCAGUGCCUAACCCUGUCCUCCUCCUCUCCCGCCCAGGUCGUGGCAUGGUGGGCCGGGGACGAGGUGGCUUCGGCAGCCGUGGGAGAGGCCGGGGCAGAGGCAGAGGCGCCCCUCGCCCCGCCCUGACCAAGGAGCAGCUCGACAACCAGCUUGACGCGUACAUGUCGAAAACGAAAGGACACCUGGAUGCUGAACUGGACGCCUACAUGGCCCAGACAGACCCCGAAGCCAACGACUGA
Molecule: messenger RNA, 12186 nt
Organism: Podarcis lilfordi (Lilford's wall lizard)
Lineage: Eukaryota; Metazoa; Chordata; Lepidosauria; Squamata; Lacertidae
Source: the annotation of a GenBank genome assembly